AUGAAGACCAUAGACCUCUUUUGUGCCUCUCCAGCAUCCACAGCCAUAUGCUCGAGCAUGGAUCAUCGUAGCAUUAUCCGCCAUGGCACGAGACCAAUCGAUCAUGGUCAUCAUCAUCAUAAGCAGCAGCAGCAGCAGCAUCAUCAUCAUCAUCUGCGUGAUCGAAAAAACCGAGCUCUUGUGCCUUGUUCAUCUCAACCACCCUUUGAUCCUAAGCCCAAUUAUUAUCAAACAAGUAGAAAUAGUACUUCUUCCAAGCAAAGUGAAGUAAGAAGAAAAAGUUCAGCAGACAUACUUGACCUUUCUAGCCAACCUCCUGGUUCCUCCUCUAGGCACCUUUUAAGUGACACACCUUUUAUAGGUUCUGAUCAUUUCUCUGCGUUGGUUCAUAAAAGCCAAUCUGUGAGACCUCAGCUCUUGCUCUCAACAAAUGAUUCUCCUGCUAAUUCUAAAUCUUCAAAAACUGGCUCUAAUUACUCUCCUGCUUUGAAAUCUUCAUCAACUAGCUCAUAUGAUUCUCCUUUAAUGGAAUCUUCUUCAACUCACAGUCGCCCAUGCAAUCAGGUUGUGGAAUUGAGGGUAUCUAUCCAUUGCAAGGGUUGUGAAGGAAAAGUGAGAAAACAUAUCUCCAGAAUGGAAGGAGUGAUCUCCUUUAGUAUAGACUUGGCCACAAAGAAGGUCACAGUGGUUGGGGAUGUGACCCCUUUAGGGGUACUCACAAGCGUCUCAAGGGUGAAGAAUGCAGAAUUUUGGCCAUCUCCGACUUCAUCAUCAUGGUCUCCAAUGGCUGGCCUGAGACACUAA
Molecule: messenger RNA, 804 nt
Organism: Ilex paraguariensis (yerba mate)
Lineage: Eukaryota; Viridiplantae; Streptophyta; Magnoliopsida; Aquifoliales; Aquifoliaceae
Source: the annotation of a GenBank genome assembly